AUGGCGGAUGCUACGUGGCAGAAGGCGAUGCUGCUCUUAGCUCUGACGGCGGCCCUUCAGUUGCGAACCGGUCGCGCGUGGUUCCAACCUACCCCGGGUACCACCUUCUACUGGCAGCUCUCCAACUCAAACCCUAACGUCGACGGUUCAAUCGACACCACUGACCCCGCUGAGGUGUAUGACGUGGACGGCUUCAGUGUGCCGCCCAGCACGAUUGCGGCAUUGAAGGCGGGCGGCAAGAAGGUGGUGUGCUACUUCAGCUUCGGCACCUUUGAGAGCUACCGCCCCGACUCUGACAGCUUUCCCAAGCGCGUCAAGAAGGGGCGAGUGUGCCAGGACCGGUGGUGUCGCAAGUGGUGGCCGGGGGAGCGGUGGCUGAAUGUGAAGGACCCGGUGGUGAAGCGAAUCAUGGAGAAACGCGUGCAGCUAGCAGCGAGCAAGGGGUGUGAUGGCAUCGAGCCGGACAACAUCGACGCGUACAGCAACCGCCUCAACGUGUGGCUGCCGCCCUUCUCCAGGACUGUGCGCAUCAGCAAGAAUGACCAGAUCCGAUACAACGCGUGGAUCGCUGACACUGUGCACAGGUAUGGCAUGAGUGUGGGGCUGAAGAACGCCCUAACGAUCGCAAGGGCGUUGGUCUCCAAGUUUGAUUGGGCUCUGGUGGAGGAGUGUAACGCGUUCAGCGACUGGAGCGGUGGGGAGUGGUACAAGGGCAAGUACGAAUGCGACUAUGCAAAUGUGUUCAUCAAGGCGAACAAGGCGGUGUUUGUGGCGGAGUACACAUCGGCAUGGGGAACUGCAGCAGGGCGCAUGAAUGGCAUUCAGUUCCCCCAGCGCCUGUCUGCGGACAACAAUGCACAUGGCUUCUCUACACGUCUGCACGACCUGGAUCUGGGCCCCACCAAGUUCCCCUGGGCGGACUGCCUGCAGCACCAGCCAGCAGGGUGCGCUGCUGCUGCCUGGCAGCUGUGCGUGCAGCCAGCUGUAUACGCCGGGUUUAAUCAGCGCGGGAAGGGUAUGUCCGGUGCGGACCAAAUAGAGCAGUAG
Molecule: messenger RNA, 1047 nt
Organism: Closterium sp. Yama58-4
Lineage: Eukaryota; Viridiplantae; Streptophyta; Zygnematophyceae; Desmidiales; Closteriaceae
Source: the annotation of a GenBank genome assembly